This is a messenger RNA of Populus trichocarpa (black cottonwood), 1744 nucleotides long. RefSeq names its product probable homogentisate phytyltransferase 1, chloroplastic. The record is from RefSeq and is a predicted model, not a curated record. Gene Ontology annotation, cellular component: membrane. The coding region runs from base 216 to 1490 and encodes 424 amino acids. The transcript is spliced from 13 exons. Gene Ontology annotation, molecular function: prenyltransferase activity. Lineage: Eukaryota; Viridiplantae; Streptophyta; Magnoliopsida; Malpighiales; Salicaceae.
CUUUAAAAUUUAUUCUCCUUCUUCUUGUUUUUUUUCUACUGUUGUUUGUCGUUCACACAGCACAACAGUCAUAAAUACAGGGGUUGAUUGGCCGAAGCAGAAUUCAAGAAUUCAACAGAGACUAUUGCAAAAGGUCACAGUGUAUAUAGUGGCCUGUCAACUAGGUCACUUGAUUUUCGUGUUUGUUUGACAGGGAAAAAACGAUAGAGCGUAUAAUGGUGAGUUUGUGUGCAUUUUCAUGCUUUGGUGCCACAACAAAUCUUCAUCACCACCAGCAUCAUCAUCAAGAUGGGUUGGUGAGAAAUGUAACGUUUUUGGAAGCACAGAGAAGUGGUAACCGAAGAUUUUCAGGUAGUGUCACCCCAGUUAAAGUGCCGGUGAACCAAGCACAUUGUGCACCGAAGAGAAGCCAAUGCAAGAAAACCAUUGUUUUUCCCUCAAGAUUGUCAUCUUCAGCCAGCACUAAAACUGUGGCUGGCAGAACUUGCAAAGGAUACAGAGAGCACGGUGUUCUUGUCACUUUACAGGAUAGAAUUUCGACAAACCCUGAGAACGACAAUGUUUCCUCGAGUUUUAAGGACACUGUAUUCCAGCUGUUACAUUCGUUCUAUCAGUUUUCUCGUCCUCAUACUGUGAUUGGCACUCUUAUAGGGAUAACAUCAGUUUCUCUUCUACCAGUAGAAACAAUAUCUGAACUGUCUCCCACAUUUUUCAUGGGAUUGCUGAAGGCAUUGGUGCCAUCGGUGUUGAUGAACAUUUACGUGGUGGGGUUGAAUCAAUUAUUUGAUGUUGAAAUAGACAAGGUAAACAAACCUUAUCUCCCACUUGCUUCUGGCGAUUUCUCAAUGGGAACUGGUGUCGCAAUUGUUUCGGCAUCUUUGUUGGCAAGUUUUGCAAUGGGAAUCAUGUUUCAAUCCCCACUACUAUUUUCUGCCCUACUCAUAAGUUGUGUGCUCGGGAGUGUGUAUUCUAUAGAACUUCCUUUUCUCAGAUGGAAGAAGCAAGCAUUUCUUGCUGCAACUUGCAUCAUGAUCGUGAGGGCUAUUGUCGUUCAACUCGCUUUCUUUGUACACAUGCAGAAAUUUGUUCUUGGCAAAACAACAGUUGUGACAAGAUCAUUGGUGUUUGCAACUGCUUUCAUGUGCUUCUUUUCUGCUGUCAUUGCCCUAUUCAAGGAUAUACCUGACGUCGAUGGCGACCGAGAUUAUGGCAUUCAAUCCUUCAGUGUCAGCUUAGGUCAAGAAAGAGUCUUUUGGCUCUGUGUUAACAUGCUGCUAAUAGCAUAUGGAGCUGCUGUGGUUGUAGGAGCUUCGUCUACAUUCCUACCAAGCAAGUUCAUCACAAUAUUAGGCCAUUGUACUCUAGCUUUCAUUCUGUGGCUUCGAGCACGAUCGGUCGAUCUUACCAGCAAAGAUUCCAUAACUUCCUUCUACAUGUUCAUCUGGAAGUUAUUCUAUGCUGAGUACUUCCUCGUCCCGUUUGUUCGCUGAUCAGAAGACUCGGUCUGAAUUUCUUUUUGUACAAGAUAUAUUUUUCUGUUGUCCUUCAAAGAGAAGGUAGUGAUUUGAUGGUGAUGGUGAUGGACAGGAAGCGAAAACGAGCAUUCAAGCAUGCCUGUGUAGGCAAUGCUACGAUUUAGUUUCAGUUCAAAACAGAAAAAUCAAUACGAAUCAUGAGAUAAAUUAUGGUUGGCUUGUCCGAAUUAUGUGUUUUUAUGGGAAAAAAAAUUCUGUGACGAGGAGUU